AUGAAACUCAAGCAAUCAGCUGCUCCAAUUUUUCUCAAAGGUUGUCCUAAGGAACCUUACGAUUCAAAUGAAAUUUACAAAUAUCCAGCCUGCUUGGAAAUCAAUCCACAAAAACGCUGCUAUUUAGCAAAUGAAAACUGUUUAAACGAAACGAGCCAAGGAAUACCAAAUUCAACAAUUUUUACUCUACCUAAUGACUCCCCAUCAUAUAUUACUUCCACAGACAACUUUAAUCUCUCUUCGGUGUUACCAAACAGUACUUCUAAUUUGCAGCCGGGGAUUGAGUCCACACAUUUAAUUGCUGGAGUAGUUUCAUCAUUGUCCGCACUUAGUCUAGUAGUUGUUUUCGUGAUUGUCCUCUCUUUUUACUGGAAAAAAUGUUCUCGGUCUUGGAACACAACAGUGAACUCAACAGAUUUGGAUGUCAUCGGUAUACAAAGGCAAGAGAAGAACAAAGGAAAUGAUUUGGAGCUCCUUUUGGACUUUGUGUCCAGACAACUGUCUUUCGCGGACUUUCCUUUUGUUUCUACAUAUCUUGGUGAGCUUCAAUUUGCAGAGACGACUUACAUCGACGGGAAUCCCUCUGAAACCUACUGCAAGCUUUUCCAUGUGUGGCGAUGUAAAUAUCCGCGCAUAGACCGCAAAGCUAAAUUAAAGGAAGUUUUCUCCUCCAUGGAGAGACAGGAUUUAAUUGAGAAGAUGGAAAUGUUCUCUAAAGACAUUUAUUGUUAUAAAGAAGCUUUAGUCAAUCCAACAGAACAAGCUCAGUCUUCUGACUUUAUCAUAAUGAGUCAAAAUUUAGCCAUGAGAUCUAAUCACGUCUUGCGGUUUCUUGGUUUGAAACAGAGUGAUAUAGAUCAGAUUAAGACGGAUAAUAGAACUACUCGAGAAAAAAUACUGAGAGCUUUAUCAAAAAUCCAAAAAGACAGACCAUCACUCACAAGACAGAGUAUUUGCAAUGCUCUUUAUUAUGCAGAUCAUUCAGACGUGAUAGAUAUGCUUAACUCUGGCUGGAAGAGUGCAGCUAAGAGUAUUGCAAAGAAAGGCGAUAAGAAAAGAUGGAUGCCGUUGGUUUUUGAAGAUGUCACACACAGCGACACAACUCCCAUCGAAGGGAUAGAAGACAUACAAGAAACAGACAUAAGUAGUAUAUCAGAGGAGACGGACUAUAGUGAUCAAGAGUACGAGUCAGAGAAAUUGUCGAUACAAGAUUUUGGUUCUGCUCUCCUGAGCGUAAAAUCAGCAGUUACCCUGUGUUAA
Molecule: messenger RNA, 1260 nt
Organism: Saccostrea cuccullata (small rock oyster)
Lineage: Eukaryota; Metazoa; Mollusca; Bivalvia; Ostreida; Ostreidae
Exons: 9
Coding region: 1-1260 (419 amino acids)
Biological process (GO): signal transduction
Molecular function (GO): protein binding
Source: RefSeq, a predicted model, not a curated record